Entamoeba dispar SAW760 is the source of this 900-nucleotide messenger RNA. RefSeq lists its product as uncharacterized. The record is from RefSeq and is a predicted model, not a curated record. The transcript is spliced from 3 exons. Lineage: Eukaryota; Evosea; Mastigamoebida; Endamoebidae. Bases 1 to 900 code for a protein of 299 amino acids.
AUGUCUAAAGUAACAGUAAGAGUCUUUUUAAAUGGAAAAUCGAUUUCAGUUAAACCACUGAAUUCACAAGACAAUUUGAAAACAGCAAGAGAGAAAUUAAAAGAAAAGAUGUCUGGUUCUCAACAAUUCCUAACAAAAGAAGGAGAUUUAAUUGAUAUAAAUGAUGAAGAUUCAUUUACUGUAGGCAAUGUAAUUGAUUCAUCAGGAAUAAUAAAUAUCAAAGAAAAAGAAGAUAAAAAGGAAGUAAAAAUAAAAUUAAAUGACAAAUUAUUUAAAACCAUUGAAUUGGAUAAGAAAACAAAAUUAAGUGAUGUCAGAAAAUCAAUUCAAAAUAUUCCAGAGUCUGCACAUUUCUAUACAGUUGAUAAUGAAAUAAUUGAAAAAGAUGAAGAAAGUAUGUUUUUAGUAGAAGAUAUAAUAAAUAAUGAUGAAAUUAAUCUUAAAAAUGAAAAAGGAAUGGAUACUAUAACAAUUGGAAUAUAUUCGGAUGGAGAAUCGUUCAUGAAAAAACAAUUCAAUAAGAACAUUUCUCUUUCUGAUAUCAGAAAGAAACUUGAAAUUGUAACAUGUAUAACAAAAGGUUUUAUAUUUGAAGAUGAAGAAAGAAAUAAAAUACAAAGAGAAAAUGAAAAAUCAUUAAAAUUAUCAUCUAUUUUAUAUGAUAACAAGAUCAAUAUAACAACAGAAAUUUUGAUACUUCAUCAAAUAAUAAUACAGCACAUAAAAAAUGUUCCAAUUAAAGGAAGUGAACUAUUGAAAAAUGAAAAAGGAAAAUUGAAAAUAUAUUUAUAUCCAAAUGAACCAUUUAAUCAAAAAGAUGAGAGUGAUGCAAUUGCUAUUUUAGUUGUUGGUCAAACAGGAAGUGGUAAAACAACAUUAUUAAAUAGUUUUAUAAUUUAG